CGCUUCCGGGCCCGCAUCAUGGGGGACUGAGGAGCAGCGCCGGCCGCCCGCGCCCGCCCGCCCGGCCCGAGCCCGCCCGGCCCCGGCCCCCGCCCGCCUCCCCUCGGCACAGUCUCUGCGAAGCGGCGCCAGCCUCCCCGGGGAGCGGCCGGGCGAGGCGCCGGGUUCAUGUUCCGGGUGGCUGAACCUACCCCGACCCGAACUCAGGCGGCGAGGAAGAGCUGGCAUUUCAGUAGGACUAUGGAGGAGCUGGUUCAUGAUCUGGUCUCAGCACUGGAAGAAAGUUCAGAGCAAGCCAGAGGAGGUUUUGCUGAUACUGGAGAUCAUUCUAGAAGUGUGUCUUGUCUUCUAAAGCGACAGGCAAGGAAAAGAAGGGGACGGAAAAGACGUUCAUUUACCACCCAUCAUCCCUGGGAGACUGGUCACUGCUUAAGUGAAGGUUCCGAUUCCAGUUUAGAGGAAUCAAACAAAGACUACAGGGAGAAUCAUGCUAAUAAGAAAGACCACAGUGACUCUGAUGACCAGUUGUUGGUUGCUAAACGUAGGCCUUCCUCAAACUUGAAUAACAUUAGAGGCAAAAGACCUCUGUGGCAUGAACCAGAUUUGGCUGUUGACAGUUUGGGAAACAGAACUUUGCGCAGGAGAAGAAAGGUAAAACGGAUGGCGAUAGAUCUGCCAUCAGAAGUCUCUAAUGCACUGACAAUAACUCAGCAGCAGGAUAACAGCAGAGAUCAAGAAAUGGACAAUAACAAUAAAUCAUACCAGCACCAAGAGUUUUCUAAGAGCAAAGUGAAAAAAAGAAAAGUAUCUGCAGCUCGUCAAGGACCAGAAAUCUUGGAUGAAGGAGUUGUUAUAGAAAAUGAAGAAGUGAACCAAGCAAAUAAGGACAAAAUGGAAUAUGAGGAGCAAAAAGGCUCAGAUGAGAACAUGAGUGACAGUGAAUCCAGCAGUCUGAGCAGCAGUGAUGCUGGUUUGUUUACCAAUGAUGAGGGAAGACAAGGUGAUGAUGAGCAAAGUGAUUGGUUUCAUGAAAAUGAAUCUGGUGGAGCAUGUGGAAUUACAGGAGUGAUUCCAUGGUGGGAACAAGAAGACUCCACAGAACUGGAGAGAGAAUUGCCUGAUCCAGUCUUUGAAAGUAUCUUAACUGGUACUUUCCCUCUUAUGUCCCGUUCAGGGAGGAGAGGUUUCCAGAGCAGAUGUAGUCAUCUUCAUGGAAUGCCAGCAAGAAACAUAAAAAAGGCUUCAGGAAACCAGAAUGCACUGAUAACACCAGGACCAGGCGGUAGCAGGAAAACGGUUCACUUGGCCCAGGAUUCUCUUCACCAUGAUCACUGGUUUAGCCCUGGGGCUAGGAAGGAACAUAGCCAGCUUCAACUCUUGCGAGACAACCGAUCGGAGAGAGGACACAAGAAGAACAGCUCUGUAAAAACAGCUAGCAGGCAAACCAGUGUACAUUUGGGAUCAUUGUGCAUGGGAGACAUCAAGCGGAGAAGGAAAGCUGCUCCCCUGCCAGGACCCACAGGGUUUGUAGGAGAAAACACCCAACCAAUCCCAGAAAACAACAUUGGAAACAGAAUGCUGCAGAGUAUGGGCUGGACCCCAGGCACGGGCCUUGGACCAGACGGCAAAGGGAUAGCAGAGCCCAUAAGAGCCAUCCAGAGACCAAAAGGACUCGGACUUGGAUUUAGCUGACAGAAAUGCACUCUGGCUUCCCAAGAAAAAUAAAGCUCAAAACCAUUUUAAGAAUACAAAAAAAAAAAAAAAAAAAAAAAAGAAAAAGGAAAAAAUGGCAAAUAUAUUAUUUGUUGUGAUGGGCAAAUCCAGUGAUGUUUCUCUCAAAGACCUCUGAAGUCAAUGAGCUUCACACUGGCUACACCAGCUGCAAGGUACAGCCACAGUGGCAGAACCGGCAUUCGAGUCUAACUUUACAAUGGUGCUACAAUGUACAAAAACUUCUACUUUUUUAUUUUCUGUGGUCUUAAGGUUUAUAUUAAGCAUAAAAUUCAGUUUAUUCACUUUUUUUCCUAGAAGCUUCUGACACAGCAGGUUUUAGUUUUGUUUUGUAAGUACAAUUUCAUCUCAAGAGCCUUGAUAACAUUUGUCAAGGAAAGUGGAACUUUUUGCAGCUAUUGUGGUUUUCCCCUCUUCAGGCAAAGUUUCCAAACCUGGUAUUUGUAGUGUUUAACAAUAUUUGAGGAUAAGCUGUCAUUAUGUCCGUAAGAUAUACACUUUUCCCACUGGAAGGUGAUAUGGUAUGCAAUUUUGUAUAAGAGCAUGAAAAACAGCUUUGUUGUCAGAGAAAUACCAUUCCAGCAUCAUUUUCCGCCGAUGUAUUACUGUCUUCCACAUUCAAGCUCAAAAGUAAUGCUUUUAUACUUGUUUUUACCUUUACAGGAUUAUCUUUUCUCAGAAAAUAUUUUAAAAAGUAAAAGUUUACUCUGACUUUGGAUUUCCCUUUAUAUUAAUAAUUCUCAGUGUUGCCACAUUUAGGAAUAGUUUGAGCUUUGAAACAGGAAAUUGUAUUUCAAAGAUGACUGUCUUUCAGUGUCUGUAUUGUGGGGUUUGGCAUAUUUUAAACAAUGCAGUGUUCAACAUGGUUUGGUUUGUGACCAUGCUGUUGCCAAUGAGCCACAACCUUUAAGGAUCAUGAACAGAAAAAGGGCAAGGAGAAGCAGGAUUAGGAUGGAGGAAAGGAAGGAAAAAGAUACUUUGAUGCCAUCUCACAAAUCUAAGCUAGCAAUUUAAAAUCAAGAGGGAUCAUUAAGUGUUUUAAUCAGUAUCCUAAUGUAUCUAAUGUCAGCAGAAGCAAUUUCAUUAAGCACCAACCAAUCAAGCUCCUAGGGUACUUAUUAGUCUGCAGGAUAAAACAAAUUCCACUUUAAAAUUAAAUGAUAGGGUUGAAGGAAACUUUUGUUAUGAUGGACUAAGAAGAAAAUCAUGCUCCUCUUACCACCCAUGCCUGUAGUAGCUGGCAAUAUUUACCCUGACUGCAGAGGAAACAGGAUUUGAUUCUCCAGUCUUUUUUUUGCUCCAAGAGGAGGAUCUCUCCCUUCCUCAGCUCCCAAACUGCAGAGAAAAAUACUUAGUUCUGGAUGCUUGCAAAGAUAUUUCUUUAGGAUAAAAAGAGCACAACUUCAUUCAUGUGACUCUGAAAUACAGUGAUUAACUUUAAGACAUGUUUUAAUUACUUUUUUUUUUUCUCUCAGCUUCGCCCAUUUUUCCAGGAAAUAGCAGCAAGAAAAUUACGAAUAGCAGCAUUAUAGAAAUUAAUUUCCUUAAAAGAAAUGUUCAUACUUUCCACUGUGAUAACUGUCAGUUUGGGAACAUUGUUUUGCCAUGCACUGUAGUGUAGAGUGAAAGAUUAGUACCUGGUGUUCUUUUUAUGAUAGUUGAAUGCACAAUGCAUAUGUUCUCUAAGUUUUAGAAAGACUUUUUUGCUGUUAAAAUACUUUUUGUGAUUGUGUGGUUUGACUUUUUAAAGAAAUUUUAAACAGACUUGGGAUUUAUACAACAACACAUACACUUUUUAAUGGAAGGUUUUAGGGCACAAUAUUAUGUGAGUUUGCCACUUCAAAUAUUUCUUGCACAACUGAACAUUCCAUAUUCAAAGAAUUUCAAGGCCACAAAGGGCUGACAGUCUGGAAUUCUGCAGCUGGCAGAGGUGCCCACUUGUAUAAGUAUUAUUUCCAAUAAUGCCUUUAUGUGGCCUGCACCUGUUCUGUCAGUGCCAUGUGCUACCGAGAGCAAGCAAAUUCUAACCACCUCUUUUUAUUGUACACCACAAUCAAAAAUCCGUUAAAAUAAUUUUCAACGUUUGAAUUGGGAAAGUGAAUCUUUUAAGAUCUGGUUGUUGUAGUUCUGUUUGCAAAACUGUAAAGGAAUACUCAUUCCGUGUUAAAAUUCAGUUGUUUUCCUUUGGUUACAACACCUGCAUAUCUCGGGCUGGAAGUUCUAAGUAUGGCACAUGUAACACUUUGAAGUAUUUCUGUGCAAUUUAUCAUAGCAGUAGUUCCUCAAGAAAUAAGUCUGCAGCUCCAAAAGUACUUGUAAAUGUUUCCUGUUUUUAAAAGAUAAGAGGGAAGUAAUAGAUAUAUGUUGAGGGAAAAUAUCUUUAGCCUAUUCAACUCUUUUUUCAUCUGUUCAUACAGAUACAGUGAAGCAGCCAGUCUAGUAAACAGUCAUAAUGGAAGAACUAUUUAGUCAGAUUGAAAAUCUUACAACUUUUUGUUUUAAAUCACUCUAUUAGUGAGAAGCUAUUAGACAUUAAGAUUAGUCAAACUGGUUUUGAUAUAGAGAUAGAUACACUUUGUUUUCCUCAGGUAUUAUCAAUAGAUGCCACAGCUGACAGUACACUUUAUCUGUUAGAAGCUGUAAAACUAAGUGAUUAAAAUAUUUUAUUGUAGUGUUUUGAGAUAUUUUUUGUGCAGUAAAAUUUCCAUUCUGACUCAAACUAUCAUUUCAUUUUCACUUUUCCACAUCUCACAGGAGUGGCUUUAAAGAUACUCCAGUAGUGUGAUUUCGCACAGUUAAAACUAGUGUUAAGAAACAAAACAAAAAUUAAUUGUAGGGUUUUUUUCCUUUUUUAUGGCCAAUGUUAGCUGGCUUUGAAACAGGUCGAAGUACUUGGAUUUACUGGUUUUUUCUUCAGAUUUUUCCUAUGUCUAACUUGCAAUCAUACCAUGAUACCUGCUAUAAAACUGGCUCACAUUAUUUUAAAAUACAUACAGGUAUUUUCAGAUAGUAAUUCUUUUAUGUCUGUGACACUGAAGGGGUUUUGCCUACAUAAAUAAAUAUGGGAUCAUCUUGUAUCUAAAAGUUACCAUCCAUCACUUGCCAGAUUCUUUCCAUUUAGGUAUUUGAAUCAGUAGCUCAGCUGUUACCAUAAUGUUCUUCCUCUGAAGAAUGUCUAGUGAAGAGACAUUGCCUAUUAUUGCAUUGUGUUUUGCUACAUGUUCCAUGGUGUCUCAAAAGUUCUGUGAAUUGAGCCAUUAACUGUUAAUAAAAGAAACCCAUGAGCAGUAUCUUAUUUCUAAAUAAAUAUUUGUUGAAGUCAGAGAAGCAUUAUCAAUAUGCCCAUUUUAACAAGUUUGUCCCUGCAUUUGUCUUUCUGCAAUUAGGUCAAUAAUGGGUGUAGAGUGGCAGUAAAUAGCUAAAUAAUAUGUAUAGAAUGCUUUGCUUUGACAACACAAAUGCAAGAUGAAAUAAAAUAAAUUAACUCCA
Pseudopipra pipra is the source of this 5220-nucleotide messenger RNA. RefSeq names its product G-patch domain containing 2 (gene GPATCH2). Gene Ontology annotation, cellular component: nucleus. Gene Ontology annotation, molecular function: nucleic acid binding. The coding region runs from base 169 to 1692 and encodes 507 amino acids. Lineage: Eukaryota; Metazoa; Chordata; Aves; Passeriformes; Pipridae. The record is from RefSeq and is a predicted model, not a curated record. The transcript is spliced from 10 exons.